Messenger RNA from Trichoplax adhaerens, 567 nucleotides. RefSeq lists its product as uncharacterized. The transcript has 9 exons. Gene Ontology annotation, biological process: signal transduction. Gene Ontology annotation, cellular component: cytoplasm. NCBI's taxonomy places the organism in Eukaryota, Metazoa, Placozoa, Uniplacotomia, Trichoplacea, Trichoplacidae. Bases 1 to 567 code for a protein of 188 amino acids. The record is from RefSeq and is a predicted model, not a curated record.
AUGGCUGCUUCCUGGGCUGAGUGGGGACAACAAAAGUUGACUGGAUGGUAUCUUAGCCGAAACGGAGUUACAAAUCAUACGCUGAAUCAUUUAGAGUGGUAUUAUUUUGGACAGACUCCGGAAAUUAAUAUCGACGAAUUAAACCAUCUGCGAUCGUGUUUAAUGAAAUUAAAACCUACCAACCUAGCAAAAUUUAUGAACUCUUACCAUAAUCGCACCGUUAUACAAAUUACAAAGCCAAGUUCGACUAUGCCCGCAUCUUCACCAACAGUUUUGAGUUGUCCUGUUUUGCUCAUGGUUGGUUCAGAAUCUCCGAUCAUUGAUCAAGUGGUUGAUCUAAAUUCAAGGCUUGAUCCCACACAAUCUACAUUUAUGAAGUUAGAGGAAUGUGGCGGCUUACUUUUAGACGAAAAGGCUGGUGCAGUGUCAACUGGAGUGCAAUUAUUCCUACAGGGACAGGGUUACAUGGUACACAAAAAAGUAAAAGCCUUUAGUAGCAUGACACCCGCUCCAGAAACUGAAAAGCAAAAACCGGCCAUUCAGGAAUCGGAAGAGGUUCUGGUAUAA